AAAACAAAGACGGUCAGAGAGUCAGUCAUUAUAACGAUAAAACAACUCGAGUUGCUCUUUGAGGUUGUUGGAUCAAGUUCUAGCUUCUCUUUUAGAGCGUGACCUCGUCUUGGCUCGCAUGUUUGUGCGCACAGACCGGGAGCGGAGCUGCAAAUGGGCGGCAUAGGCGCAAACCUCUACCUCAGCAUGUUGAAUGGGAGCGAAACUUUCGCCAAAGCCUCCGACCACCGCAAGGACUUUGCAGAGUUUAAAAUGGGGAUUCAGGACGCCAGGUACUUUUACCCGGAUUCAAUCGCGAGCAGCCAGGACACUUUGGCGCUGCAGUACCACCCGGAUCAAACCGUGGGAGGGUUCGGAGCGCAGACAGGCAGAUUUUACGCACAAACGCUCAGCAACUGUCCGUAUGGAGGAGUCCGCUCGCCGAACCGGAGCGCGGCAGGACAGGCGUACAUCUCCGGGGCGGGUGACGGGUUCGCCUCGGGAGGAAAAGAUGUUUACCCUCCAUCACCGGAGAGUUACAGCACCGGGUUCCAGCACGGUUACCAGCGGCCGCCCGUUUACCCCCUGCCGGGACUUCAGAUGUGUGGGAAGACGCAGGCGCUUCUCAACAACUACCCACUGUGGGCCAAGUUUCACAAGUUCCAGACGGAGAUGAUCAUCACCAAACAGGGAAGGAGGAUGUUCCCCUUCCUCAGCUUCAAUGUGAGCUUCCUGGAUCCCUCGGCCCACUACAACGUGUACGUGGACGUGGUUUUGGCUGACCAGCACCACUGGCGGUACCAGGGCGGCAAGUGGGUGCAGUGUGGAAAGGCAGAAGGCAACAUGCCGGGAAACCGGACGUACAUGCACCCAGACUCCCCGAACACUGGAGCUCACUGGAUGAGACAAGAAGUGUCAUUCAGCAAGCUCAAGCUUACCAACAACAAAGGGAGUUCCAACAAUGUUGCCCAGAUGAUCGUGCUCCAGUCCUUGCACAAGUACCAGCCCCGACUUCACAUCAUGGAGGUGAAAGAGGACGGAACGGAGGACCCCUUCCACUCUUCAAAGGCUCAAACCUUUGUCUUCCCGGAGACUCAGUUCAUCGCUGUAACAGCUUACCAAAACGCAGAUAUCACGCAACUGAAAAUAGAUCACAACCCCUUUGCCAAAGGUUUCCGAGACAGUUAUGACACGCUGUACGCGCCUCCUGAAUCUGAUCGUCUCACCCCCUCCCCCAAUGAGAGCCAGCAGCUGCUGACGGGAAGCUGCUACCCUCAGGGCUACCUCUCCGAGCCCUAUAUGAGCCCACUGCCUCAGAGUCGCAUCUACGGCCGGGAGAACAUUGGGAUGGGACAACCGCACAAAGACGCGGCAGCCAGUCCCAGUCCACACAGUCGAUGGUACCUGCCUUCCCAGCAAGGUGUUGCUUCCAAUAGGCUAGACUUCACUUCAACCUAUGAUGGGGACUUCUCUGCCAACAGCUUCUACAAGCCAUUCCCCUUGCAGACCUCCACUCACCUUGGUUACUACCCCGACCACCCAUUUGCAUCAACAAGUGUGUCCGUGUCCGCGGCCACGACAGCAGGCUGGAGCACCAGCCGGCCCACACCUCAGUACCUCAACCAUCCCACCAAACAUGGCCCCAGUCUGGGUUGGUUCAGACCUCUCUCAUCGCCAUCGUCCACCUCACCCAGCAACGCACGGCUGCACGCUCCUUCGCUCCUGGAGCCUCUGCAGCCAGUGCUGAUGCAGGACAAGCCAAAAGACAUUGGAAGCGCGACAGGUGAGGACCACUGGCUGGAACCCGCUUCUGUCAAAUCGGCUGAUUCUGUCGACUCAGGGUUGUUUGAGGGCGGCCUGAGUGACAACAAGAAGAGAAGGGUGUCGCCUUACACAUCCAGUACAGAGAACUCACCGCCCCCUCGCAGUUCAGAGGUGUGUGAGAAAGACAGUGAUGCUGAUUAUUACGGCUACUACACCCACUAAAGACCCCAUCCAGGGUUCCUCCUUCAUGGUCAGGUCGCUUGGUUUGAACAACCUCUUUUUUUUUUUUUUUUUUUUAAAUGAAACCAUGUAAAAGAGCCUUCCACUUGCUGGGACACUACAAGUGAGAAAUAAAGAAGGUCAUAGAGUGGCAUACACUCAGUCCCAACAUCAAUGAAUUUAAAUCGUCCUGUCAUUGAAAAGAGGUCCAUGUUGAGGUGUGUGUUUUUUUUUUCUAAAUUGAGACAGCGUUAUGAUGCCCUUGGCCCCUCAAUUUUAUCCUCUGUUUACAUUUUUGUUCAUCAAAGAAAAGUUGCAUUGAAUGAAGUACACCAGCAGAGUACUAAAUUGGAGUUGUACUACAAUCUUAUAAUGUGACCAUGGUUUUCAUGCAAAGUACUACAGUGUCCAACAGAAAGUCCUGAUCAAAAGUUGUUUUCCAAAUGGGAUUUUUCUGAGGCCUUUGCUCGGCUCAAGACUUUUUAAAGUUUUUAUUUACACGGACUUACAUCCACAAGCGUCGACUUGAACAAGCGCUCUCUAGUGGCAGAACACCACCUAAUUGUUGGCAGCACAGACGAGGAUUAAGGGAGUUAAGCAGGACCACACUCCAAAGAAAGCUGCCUCGACCCGGUGAGGACAACCUUCACCGUGUGUGUGACAAUAAUUAAAUCAUCCAAAAUAGAACAUCCUGAUGGCGAGGUGACAUAUCGUGCCAAUUCAAAAAUAGAGGAGCCAUCGCAGCAGGGGAUUUAUUUUUUUAUACUUGUUGUUUUUAAGUAAAUCAUUAUAAAUUGACUGAAAUGUUAUUUUCUACAGCAAAAAUGUGAGUGGGAGUCAAGUGGUUUUCUGUUCAACAACAUACUGAGGCCUGUUUGACGACCCUUGACCUCAUCACACUGUAUGCUGUAACCGUUUUUGGCCUGGUGGACAGCUGAUGUUCAGAAUCUUGUGUGCAGUGCACCAACCCCCUCAGCUGUCACAUGUGAUGUCAUACAAUACCAUGGCAGGAGGUUGGUUUUUUUUUUUGGCCCUGAAGGAUUUCUGCCAGAGAAGCUUUAGGAAGUCAGGUGAUGAUUUAUAAAUAGCAAUAAAAGUCCACCUAAGGGUCAAUUGUGGCGACUGCGAUGGUCGAACACACAGCUACUGUGGCCUGUGAGCUUAUUUACAUUGGCACAUUAUCUGACAGGAACUUUAGCACCUAAAAUGUGUUACCAUGUGCUCCAAUAUGUGAUAUACUAACUAACAUGAAGAAACCAACAAAAGCCUAUCGAUGUGAACUGACAAAUGCCACCACAAACAAAUUAAGAAGAGAUCAAUAAGUGAGCUGAUGGCAAGGCAGCUGGAAAACAGUAUUGGCAGUGGGACGUGUGACAAAUACAAACACCACAUAUAAACAUCAGGAUGAGACAAGCGAUGAAAACCUACAAACAUAUGAGGUCUGAUUUCCCAAUAGCGUUUGUCCUGGUGGAUAAGAAAUCAUUAUUUUCACAGACACAAUGUUAGAGUCCAUCAUCGUGGUCUAUAGAUGUGGGGGUCGUGUCAAAUGACCAGAUGUGCCAUCAGAUAGACAAAAGCCUGUGUUAUGUUCCGACCACCAGAAACAGGAAGCACUGAGUGAUCAGACACUCUGAAUUUCCCCCGUGGUCUUCAGGCAGCGACAUUCACUGACAGAAGUAGGACUUACUGACCAGUGACAUGAAUGAAGUGAGGCUGCAGUCGGCACCGAUCACAGUCGCCCACCUCACUCCCCACCGGUGUGCUAAUGGCCUCUGACAACGACGGGGGUGAAGGAGGGCUUAAAUAUUUUAGAGUUUAGUACAUUGUUAAGUCUGCCUGAUACUGGCCUGUCAGAAGCCGCUCCAAUAUUUGGAUAUUGUGCUGCACACUUGGCCAAUUGUGAGCAAUGACUUGCACCAUGGAAAAAACAAAACUGAACAAUACAGGAUGUUCUGUUUUUCAGGAAGGCAAAAAUAACACUGUAUAUUUAACAGAGAACAGGUCGGUCAGCUCAGUAAACCAAAUGAUACAUAAAAACAUCUUUAUACAUCAGAUAAUUCACCUUUUGAUUUGUAUGUUGAUUCUUAUUGACCAAUUCAUUUCCAAUGCAGAAGUACACCGCUUAUCAAGGGCACUUUCAGUGUCAAAAUGCUCUGCUCGAGCCAUUUCAUGCAUUAAUUUUACUGGAAGUGAACAUCAGGAUGGACAAUCACAUAAAACAGCAAAUGAUAUGUCAAAAGAAAUUUGUUACUUGGAAUUACUACUUGGAUGUUGAACUGGUUUGGUGAAUAUUUGUUGACCUCAUGUCCGAGAAACCGUUUGUAAUUGUCAUUUUGAAUAAAUCUAUGGGCAUAAGAAAAAUUAAAGUGCAAUUAAUGAUGACGAAAAAUCAUAUUCAAUGGCAAUAUUGGAAGAACACAAUGUCAUCUCAAUCAAGGAAUUGUGUUUUUUUCUUUCAUGUGCUGUGGUCACUUAUAAUGGUCUCAAAAAAAAAAAAAAAAAAAAAAAAAAGAAGCCAAAGUUCCACCCCGAGUCCAAUCCUUCCUGAGUGUUCCCCACUGUUCCUACCACCUGUAUGUAAUAAUUGUGCACUGAAAUGUCAGGGGAACAAUAACUCCUCCUCUCUGAGCCAUUCAUGAGACACACAUGAAUAAAAAUGUAAAUACAAUCAAAACUUCUUGAAGGAAAAAGUGUUAUUUAUUAAAGCGACCACAAUGGGAAUUGUUUUUUUUUUUGUAUUUUUUUUUUUUAAAUCAAUAUCAUUAAAGUUCAACAUGAAUAUUCAAGCUCACGUGUCAUUCGUCAAAACUUUAUUCUAUGUAGACAAAGCAUACAUACAUAUUUCCAACAAAUUGGUGUCAUUUCAUUGUAUUGAAUCAUGAACCCAGAUUGACUGAUUCA
Molecule: messenger RNA, 4863 nt
Organism: Synchiropus splendidus (mandarinfish)
Lineage: Eukaryota; Metazoa; Chordata; Actinopteri; Syngnathiformes; Callionymidae
Gene: tbx21
Product: T-box transcription factor 21
Exons: 6
Coding region: 154-1965 (603 amino acids)
Biological process (GO): cell fate specification; positive regulation of DNA-templated transcription; lymphocyte migration
Cellular component (GO): nucleus
Molecular function (GO): DNA-binding transcription factor activity, RNA polymerase II-specific; RNA polymerase II cis-regulatory region sequence-specific DNA binding
Source: RefSeq, a predicted model, not a curated record